This is a messenger RNA of Morone saxatilis (striped sea-bass), 2383 nucleotides long. It is a transcript of the gene pde9al, whose product is annotated as phosphodiesterase 9A like. Gene Ontology annotation, biological process: cGMP catabolic process. The record is from RefSeq and is a predicted model, not a curated record. Gene Ontology annotation, molecular function: 3',5'-cyclic-GMP phosphodiesterase activity. The coding region runs from base 225 to 1784 and encodes 519 amino acids. NCBI's taxonomy places the organism in Eukaryota, Metazoa, Chordata, Actinopteri, Moronidae. The transcript is spliced from 20 exons.
UCUCCUACCCUGCAGCUCUCCCUUUGCGUUUGUGUGUUUGUGUCUGAGCGUGUGUGCAUGUGAGUCAGCUGCAUCCUUAGCACCUGGGACAUUACUUUCAGUCUCCACAGGGGAAGCUGCACCACCAGCACUAAAAGACCCUCGUUGUCAGCUCUCAAGGUUUAUAGUUCAGGGCUCCAAGCCAGACUCUCUGCGGGUGUGUAAGAGAGGAGAGGGAGGUCAACAUGGGCUCCAGCUCCUCUUCCUAUGCCCCUAAAACCAUUUACCUGGAUGUGGAUGGGAAAGUGCAAAAGGUGGUGUUCAGUCGGCACUGCAGUCCAUGUGACAUCAAGGAGCUUCUUUGUUCCUCGUCUAACAUUCCCAGGAACACUGCCAUAAUGAUGGUGGACCCAGAAGGUGCCUUGGUCUCCAUAGAUCCCACCAUGCCCACCAACUCUCCAAACUCUUUGUACAAAGUUGUCCCUUUGUCUACCGGUCAGCUUGGAGAGAAGGAGGACAUGUUUCAGAAUGUGUUGUCCCAGGUGGCUGAGCAGUUCAGCAGAGCCUUUCGGAUCAACGAGUUGAAGACCGAGGUUACCAACAGGCUAGCAAUGCUGGAGAAGAGAGUUGAACUGGAGGGCUUGAAGGUGGUGGAGAUUGAGAAGUGUAAAAAUGAUCUGAAGAAGCUACGAGAUGAGAUGACUUCAAGAGGUGGUGGCAGAGUAAACUGUCCAUGUAAAUACAACUUCUCGGAUGAUGGGAAAAAGGUCACUCCUAGACGAGAUGUCCCCAAUUAUCCAAAGUACACACUGUCUCAGGAGACUGUUGAGGCACUCAAGAAGCCAACAUUUGAUGUCUGGCACUGGGAACAUAAUGAGAUGCUGAGUUGUUUGGAGUAUAUGUACCAUGACUUAGGACUGGUGAAGGAAUUCAACAUGAACCCCAUCACACUCAAACGCUGGCUGCUGGCGAUUCAGGAGAACUACCGUAACAACCCUUUCCACAACUUUCGCCACUGUUUCUGCGUUAGUCAGAUGAUGUAUGGCAUGAUUCACCUCUGCAACCUACAGGAGAAGCUGACUCUCACAGAUAUGGGAAUUCUAAUGACAGCUGCAGUGUGUCAUGACCUGGACCACCCUGGCUACAACAACACGUACCAAAUCAAUGCCCGCACGGAGCUGGCAGUGCGCUACAACGACAUAUCUCCGCUGGAGAACCAUCACUGUGCUGUGGCCUUCCAAAUUCUUUCUCUUCCUGAGUGCAAUAUCUUUGCAAACGUGGAUCCUGAGGCAUUCAAACAGAUCCGACAGGCAAUUAUCACCCUCAUUCUGGCCACUGACAUGGCCAGACACGGGGAGAUACUAGACUCCUUUAAGCAAAAAGUGGACAACUUUGACUUCACCAAUGAAGAGCAUGUGACCUGUCUGAAGAUGGUUUUGAUCAAGUGCUGUGAUAUUUCCAACGAAGUGAGGCCAACUGAGGUAGCUGAGCCAUGGGUGGACUGCCUAUUGGAGGAGUACUUCAUGCAGAGUGACAGAGAGAAGUCUGAGGGUCUCCCUGUGGCUCCCUUCAUGGACAGAGACAAAGUCACCAAACCCACUGCUCAGAUUGGAUUCAUCAAGUUUGUCCUCAUCCCAAUGUUCGAGACUGUCAUGAAGCUCUUCCCUCAGAUUGAGGAGAUCAUGGUUCAGCCUUUGAGGGACUCUCGUGACCACUAUGAGGAGCUGAAACAGAUUGAUGAUGCCAUGACAGAGGCACAGAAGAAAAAAACUGAAAAUAUGUCAUUAGGCGGGAAGAAGAAGUAAGCUGUGCAGUGAGUGAGUGCUGUGGUAUCUGUGGGUCUUCGUUUGUGUUCAAAUUAAGGAAAGACUUUAAAAAACACGACUGAGGCCUCAGUGAAGACGUUCUGUGCUGCGUUCUGAAGAUGACCGAUGGAUCAGGAAAAGAGACUGCUUGGCUACAUACUGAACUAAACUUAGGCGUCAAGGUGGCAUAUCUUGAACUUUGACUUAGACUUUUGCACUGGAUGUAACAGAGAGGGACCUGGUGACCUCUCUGUAUAUUUAUGGUGUUUAUGUUGUUCUCCUUACCUUUUUUUGUUUAAUAGUGCCUCAAGAUUUUCGAGGCAUUUUAAAAAUAUACAACAGACAGAAUAGACAUAACAGACCAAAUGUUCAGGAACUUUUCUUCUGCAAACAUUAAAUGACAAUUUAUUUUUUCCCAUUUUUUCCAGUAGAAAAAUAAAAUGCACCAAACUGGGAUGUGUUCACCUCACUGUAGCAAUAAGUUUUUGAUUGAUAUGUUCCACAGGGUGUUUUCCAAAGAAUAAUGCAGCUUUGCACCAUUUAUUUCUUUCUCCACUCACAAUGAGCAGCUCAUUAAACCAUCACAAGUGUAGGUGUAU